AUAUCGAAGAUAUUUCUGAUUGGUCGAAAUCUGUUGCCUAUUCCUAUUCCCUGUUCCUAUUGCCUGUGCUUUUGUAUUGUGCAAUAAGCUUUACUCGCAAAGUUGUUUUGUUUCAGCAAACCUAAAACGAAAGGAAAAUUUUGCGAAAACGCGAGUCAAGGAAAGAGAUACAAAAGAUUACGGACGAAAGGCGUGAUCGUUAAUCCAGCGAAGGAGAUCCAAGAUCACGUAGCGAGUUUGAUAAAAUGGGCGAACGCUACAACAUCCAUAGUCAAUUGGAGCAUUUGCAAUCCAAGUACAUUGGUACGGGACACGCGGACACGACCAAGUUCGAGUGGCUGGUGAAUCAGCAUCGGGAUUCCUGCAGUUCCUACAUGGGUCAUUAUGAUUUGUUAAAUUUUUUUGCAAUCGCCGAAAACGAAGCUAAGGCACGGGUUAGAUUCAAUCUUAUGGAGAAGAUGCUGCAACCUUGCGGACCACCACCCGAGAAACCAGAGGAUUAAAUUGCGCGUUCUUCCACUAACUUUCCCGUAUAAUAAGAACGCUUUCAAAAAUUGAACGGUGAAGAACCGUUCAAUUUUUUGAUUAUUUAAUCAGUUGUUUCAAUGAACAUUAAUAAACUUGAGUGGAUUUUGUCAUAUA
Messenger RNA from Pogonomyrmex barbatus (red harvester ant), 642 nucleotides. It is a transcript of the gene Sf3b5, whose product is annotated as splicing factor 3B subunit 5. Gene Ontology annotation, biological process: mRNA splicing, via spliceosome. Lineage: Eukaryota; Metazoa; Arthropoda; Insecta; Hymenoptera; Formicidae. Gene Ontology annotation, cellular component: U2 snRNP; precatalytic spliceosome. The record is from RefSeq and is a predicted model, not a curated record.